Molecule: messenger RNA, 5207 nt
Organism: Nannospalax galili (Upper Galilee mountains blind mole rat)
Lineage: Eukaryota; Metazoa; Chordata; Mammalia; Rodentia; Spalacidae
Product: disco-interacting protein 2 homolog B
Source: RefSeq, a predicted model, not a curated record
UGUGUAUUCAGGUCACCAGUCCAUCUUGAUUCCUCCUGUGGAGUUGGAAAACAACCUUUUUCUCUGGCUUGCCACUGUCAACCAGUAUAAAAUAAGAGAUACCUUCUGCUCCUAUUCAGUGAUGGAGCUUUGCACUAAAGGGCUGGGAAACCAAGUGGAGGUGCUAAAGACUAGAGGGAUCAACCUCUCCUGCAUCCGGACCUGUGUGGUAGUAGCAGAGGAACGACCCCGCAUCGCCCUGCAGCAGUCCUUCUCCAAGCUCUUAGACAUUGGUCUGUCUCCUCGGGCUGUCAGCACCACUUUCGGAUCAAGAGUCAAUGUAGCAAUAUGUUUACAGGGUUCAUCUUGUGGAACGGGCGCCCCCCACAGUCUGCUGCUCUCAGAGUCUGGAAAGAUCUUACCUGGAGUGAAAGUAGUUAUUGUUAAUCCUGAGACCAAAGGGCCUGUUGGAGACUCUCACCUGGGUGAGAUCUGGGUGAACAGUCCCCACACAGCCAGUGGCUACUACACCAUCUAUGAUAGUGAGAGUCUUCAAGCUGAUCAUUUCAACACUCGGCUCAGUUUCGGGGAUGCCGCGCAAACACUUUGGGCCCGUACAGGAUACCUUGGGUUUGUCCGCAGGACUGAGCUCACAGCAGCCACUGGAGAACGCCAUGACGCCUUGUAUGUGGUGGGAGCUCUUGAUGAAACACUGGAGCUGAGAGGAUUGCGAUACCAUCCGAUUGAUAUUGAGACCUCGGUGUCUCGGGUCCAUAGGAGCAUUGCUGAAUGUGCCGUGUUCACGUGGACCAACUUGCUGGUGGUAGUUGUGGAACUGUGCGGCUCUGAACAGGAAGCCCUGGACCUGGUUCCUCUAGUGACCAAUGUGGUCUUAGAAGAGCAUUAUCUCAUCGUUGGUGUGGUGGUUGUGGUGGACCCAGGGGUCAUCCCGAUCAACUCCAGAGGAGAGAAGCAGAGGAUGCACCUCCGUGACAGCUUCCUUGCUGACCAGUUAGACCCCAUCUAUGUGGCUUAUAACAUGUAGCCAGCCUUGUGGGGGCCACAGAGGCCAUCCUAAGGGCCACAGAGACUGAAGACCCGUGGCUAGGAUCCAGCUUUCAGCUGGUGUGAAGUAAGCCAAGGUGGCUAUGGUAUAGCCUUCAUCUCAUCCUGUGGAAUUCUGCAGUCAUACAACACCAAGGAAAGGGGAAAUUCUGUGCAACAGCACGUUACUAAAGCAGUUACUUGCAUGUUGCAUUUUCUUCAUCUGGUGUACAUACUUGUAUUUUUACCUGUUUUAGAAUUUUAUAAGGGAGUUUAACAAAUUCACAUGAGGGGGUAGUCCACAGUUCCCCACUCUGUACUGUAUUUUGCCAUUUUCCUGUAGCUAGGUGUUCUGCAGGGCUUGUUAACAUGAAACUACUCAGCUUGAGUCAGCCCAUAAGCCAAUCAAGUAACCCACUGAAUAUGAGAAUUGCUUUAUAUAUCUAAUUUUUGAUUAUACAGCAUUUGACCGGUGUUUUAAACAUGUAAAUAAGAAUGCACAUAAUUCAACUAAAUCAUUGAAGAAUCGGCUUGUAUCAUAACAACCACCGAAGCAGAACUGCGUCUACUUGGAGCGGAUUCCACUGUAGUAACUGAGUAGGUAACCGAAGGUGCAGCUCCUUUGCAGCUCUCACUGCUCAUCCUUUUGUCUGUUGGCUGGUGUACUUUACAAACUAAAGCUGCCUGUUUUUAAACCUUGCAUUUCUGGAAUUAGCUUAAGCUUCUAAGGAUGCAACACAUUCCUCUGAGCUGAAAAAUCAAAAUUUUGAUUCCUCAGACCCUAGCCUAUUCUAAAGAACCACAAUAGCUCACUUGGGCCCCAGUGCAGACACUGUCUUUCACGUUUAGUGUGACUGUGGAAUUUAAAAUUUCCUCUCUUUCUGAACUCUUUGUCAGCUCUUGUCUGCCAUUUACACACAGAUCUUCUCCCUCAUCCCCAAAACUGAGGAGUGGGACUCUGUCCUCAAAGUCUGUGAGGGCAGGAAGUUUAAAGCAAGAAUGUUGGGCUGGGAAGGCAGUGGGUCAGCCAGCACAUGGAACUGUGAGCCACAUAUGCAAAACCUUAACCCCUGAGUGGUUUAGGUUGCCAGAACAGCCAGGUUUGUGCUGAAACAGGGAAGUCCGUAUGCAAGAAACUCUGAAAUAACAGGUGCCCAAGCCAGGCUCAGUGUAGGACUGAGUUUGGCCUCUGGCUCAGUUUCCUUUCAUUGGUCUGAUACUUCAUAUAUUUGAAUAUAGUUAAAUUUUAUUAUUUUUUUCUUAAAGAAAUAUUUUUAAAAAUUAAAGAAAACCUCAAAAGUGAAAAGAAUUAGCCUGUUAAAUCAGAAUGGUUCUCUUUGACCCAUUCUGGUCUAUUAUGUAAAUAUUUAUUUUGAUAAUGCAUAUUAUUUACCCCACUGUAACAUCAUGUAAACUAAAUGUGUUUUUAAGCAAUUUUUAAGACUUGUAAUUACCCUGAAAAUAAGGUUUAUAAAGCAAAGACCAGACUCUUGACCUGGCAGCACUAAUGGGCUGCCUUCCCAGUCUCCCACUCACAGACACUAUGACCCCUUUUACAUAGUCCUCUUCUUCCUAACUCAUUCUCCACAGAGGGAAGACCACUGCACUUCCAGAUUCAGAUCUCUGACAUUUUGGAUAGGAUUAACUAAGGUGAUGAAGUGCUAGGGUAUACAGGAAGGUAAUGCUUCUGUUGGGUAGUGUGAAAUCUCAGGCUAGCAAUGGACUGAUUUACAAAGAAAACAGCCUCUUAUUUGGGAAGUAGUUCUUUAAAGCUAUUUGCUUUGCUUUGUUCUUUAGUUUCUAAGACAGGAUCUUGCCACAUAGCCCAGGCUGGCCUUCAAUUUGUAAUCCUUCCUCCCCAGUGCGGGAUUACAGGCCAACACUACACACUUGGCUCUUAAGGCAGUUUUUAAUGAUUCACUUUCUAAAGCAGGGUAGCCUGGAUAUUAAAAAGUUCCAUGCCAGUAACCCCCAAGUUCCAAGAAAGUACAUAGACUGAUUCUAUGAGUUUAUUGAAAAUUCUUAUGAAUACAACUUUAAAGUGUCACCAUCUAGGGAAAGAUUGUCUGCAAUAAUGUAACUCGAGCCACAUUUGUAAUUUAAACUUUCUAAUAACCACUUUUUCUUUUUUUUUUGGAGACGGUCUCACUGUGUAGCCCUGGCAGGCCUGGAGAUUGACAUAUAGCCCUGACUAGCCUGGAACUCACAGAUAUCUACCUACUUCUGCCUCCUGAGUGCUGGGGUUAAAGGCGUACACCACCAUGACCAGCUAACCACAUUUUUAAAAGUUUAAAAAAAAAUGCAUGUGGUAAUGAUUUUAAUGUAUUUACCCAAAAUACUAUUAUUUUGGUAUGAAUAAUUUAGUUAUUGAGAUAUUUUCCAUUCUUUUUAAAAAUCAAUCUUUGAAAUCCCAUGUGUAUUAAACACAUUUUAGUUCGUACUAGCCACAUUUCAAGUCUUCAGCAGCCAGGUGUGGCUAGAGGCUAUACUGGCCUAUAUUCAGUCCUCCAAGUGCAGUCCAGUACUUUGUUCAUCUCAGUGUGGCUAGCCCCUAGUUACUUGGGGGAUAAUUACCUAGUUUAUCAUUCCUCAGUCAUCUUUUUUUUUUUUUUUUAACAGUACUCUCAGGGCAUUGGCCUUGCAUGUACUAAGCAGGCCUUCUGCCACUAAGCUCAUCCCCAGCCCUUGGUUUUUUUGUUGUAAUGUAGCCCAGGAUGGCCUGGAACCCCCAAUCUUUCUUCCUCUGGGUCCUGAGUUCUGGGAUUGUAGGCAUGCUUCUCCAUGCCUGGCCUCAGGUCCCCCUUUUUUUUUUCCUUUCUGACUGUGACUACCUUAUUUUUAUUUUGGUGUUGCUUUGUUUUGUUUUAUUUUUGGCCCAUCCCCCAAAGCUAGACUGUGUUAAUAGAGGAACAGAAGUUGAGAGCUGCCCUUGAGCUGUCCUUGUAAGUCCUCCUCAGGAACUGGGAAGACCCUGAAGGGAGAGGAAUAUCUACCUCACACCUCCCGGAUGGGGUUUGUGGGGUCAGCUGAACAUUUAAGGUCUAUGUCAGACUUGAGCUUUUAAAACAACAACAACAAAAACAUUUCUCUUGAUGACAAAAUGUUCUUGCCCUUUCCACAUUCGGUAGAAACUGUGGUAGAGCUGACUCUGAAGGCAAAACUCCAAGUCAGUUAUUCACGGAACAGAAAAGGCCCACAGCCCUUCCAAUCCUAGAACACUGUCUGAGGAGAGGCACUAAACCAAGAGCAAGCCCCAAUUUCAAUUACAAGAUUAAAACAAAACAAAAUGCCCUUUUUUUUUUGAGAUGGGGUUUUGCUAUGUGUAUGUAGCCUAGGCUGGCUCACCUGACAAGCAGUAACUGAGGUGGUUCAGGAAGGGGCUGCAUGAGGAAAGUUCUAGGCCCUAGGGAUUCUUGGAGCUGCACCACGCGUCUUUUGCUCUGGAGCCCUUAGAAUGCCCAUCCUGCUUCAGCAGACGUGCAGUCUUUAACUCCUGUGCACAGAGCCCCCGGUUCUCCCCAGUACCAAGUCCUUUCCUCCUGCAGUUGUGUUGCAGCUGCUUAGGGACCUUGGUUUGUCUCCUCACUUUAGUCCAUGGUAGUGCUUGUUUAAUGCUUUCCUUGAAUCAACAAAGGGCCUGAGGCCUUAGGCUUGUGUUAAGGUCUCUGCCCCAGGCAUGGUGCUCAAUAUCUUGGCCAAAUAAGUUACUUUCCUGGACUAUCCAGGAAUCUUUUAAACUAAAGCAAUGAGGAGUUACUACCUUACCCUCAAACGCUGACAUAAUCUAUGCCUUAGUGUUGUUUUUGUUGUCUGCUUGAUGUAAAAGCAAGAAUAUUUGGAGCAAGAAGCUGCAAUACUCCAAACUCAAACGCCUUUAUCAUUCGUACAUUUCUGGUUUAGGUCUGUGUAGAUGGGCCAUGUGAUUUGUCCAGAGGAAGAGACUGUAAAGAGAUAUGAAUAAGUUUUUUAGUCCUAAAUGCUGUGUUGUUUACUUUGUCAAGAUGAUAAUUACCCCUGUCAAAUUCAAACUAUAGUACUGUGUAAUUAUGUAUAAAGUCUUUUAUUUAUUUGAAAUUAGAUUAGAUAUACAUUUUUAAAUUUAACAUCUGGCUGGACAGUGUUCUAUUAACUCAUUGAAUGUGUUUCCUUUGUCUUGUGUUAAUAAAUAUUGAUGCUUGAUUGUA